GUUACGCUUUUCACCACAGAUUUGGCGAUCGGUCUUGGCGCAACAUCUCCAACGGGCUCUAGACUCGCCUCAGACGCCAUUGAACGCGUAUCGAUUGUCUCGCUCUGCUCUCUUCUCUGACAACUUGCUCUUGCCAGACAUCAGUUCUCUCUCAUAGAACGCUCUGCUCAUCAUGUCUAGCCCAGCAAAGGAAGAUCUCCCCAAAGUGCCCACCGAUUUCAAAAAUGAACUGGAGAAAUUUGAUGCAGGGAAAAUGAAGCACACGGAGACCAAAGAAAAGAAUCCUUUGCCUUCUAAAGAAGAUUUGAUACAAGAGAAGCAACGUCAUGAAAUCUUUACUGGUGUCUCAACAUUCAACAAAGCCAAACUGAAGCGUACCAAUACCAAGGAGAAGAUAGUGUUACCAACAAAAGAAGUAUUGACGCAAGAAAAAAUAUAUGACCGGAAGCAACAAGUUCUUCAAAGUGUGACAGGCUUUGAUCGAAGCAAACUGAAGAAAACUAAAACAGUAGAGAAAAACUUUCUUCCAACUAAAGAAGUUAUUGAACAGGAGAAGGGUAGCAAAGCCAUUCUUCAAGGGAUAGAAUCCUUUGAUCCCUCGAAGCUGAAACCGACAGAAACUCAGGAAAAGAAUCCCUUACCAACUAAAGAAGUGAUUGAUCAAGAAAAAAGUGGUGCUGCCUAAAUAAGAAGUCUUCUACAGUCGUAAUUGUGAUUUGUAUCGGAUGACUUUAUUUAUUAUCAAUAUUUUUUGAUCUAGUUGCACGGAUGAAAGCGUAUUUGUUACUAAUGUUUUCUAAUGGCCUGUGAAAGUGUUGAUUUACUCUUUAUACUCUGUUAUCAAAUGCAACUACAGCUGUCAAUUGUAUUAAUAAUUUCAUGUGCUAUCUAUCAUAUCAUAGUUGGUAAAACCAGAAAUCUUUUGUAAGAAAAAUUUUUUGGGAAUUUAUUAUCAACUUUUAUAUGUUUCACUUAUUCGAAAUUGUAACUUUAUAUAAUAUUGAAUGCCUCAUGUACCAUUUUGAUAAGAAUUUUUUUAAUAUGGCAGGAGGAGAGUGAUCGUUAUCUUCUCACCUUUGUUCUAAUACUUUCUUACUACUGCCAAAUCUGUGUCUUGAUAUUGCUGCUAGUUCUUUGUAUAUAUGUAGAACAAUUGUAGGUAUAUGUGUCAAUGGUCAUUAACCAUCUCUCUAUCAAUAUAUUGUAGCAUAAAGAAUAAGCAAAAAAUCUCUUCACUUUUUAUAUUUCUUACUUUUCCCAGUUUCAAUUUCAUGGAAGGAAUAAAAAGAAUCUCAAUUUUUAUUUUCUAAAAUAUUUAAGAAAUCUCAUUCAUCUUUGUGAGUUAAUUUCACAAUGGAUUGAAAAGUUUCGAUCAUCUUUUUGAGUUAAUUUCAUGUGAGAUUGAAAAAUUUAGAUGAUCUUUGCAAGGCAUCCGAAUAAAAGCAUCAAAUCUUAAAAUUUGAUUUUUAAUAAAGAAAUGCAAGUUAUAACUUUUAACAAUAAGUUUUAAAUAUUCCAUUGUUCUGUCUCAAUAGCAGAUAAUAUAAUUAUUAAAAUAGUAAACAUUUUCCUCUCUUAUUAUUUUAGUUAUUUUUCAUUUAAAAAUGAAAAUGAUUACUUUGCUGUUUGAAAAUGAUAACUGUUCUCACUUGCAAUUAUAACUUGAUACUGAGGUUUAAAUGGGACUACAUUGCGCGAAUUAUGAGAAAACUAAGAAAUUGAAAACUGUGACAUUUUUUUUAAUGAUAAGUUGUUUAAGUUAAUGUUGUCUGCUAAUUUCAAGGUGUGUGAUGAGCAUGUGCAAAUAUAUCUAUUCUGUGUUGUAGUGAUAAAAAAGCAAUUUUAGAAAUUUAAUAAUUUUUUUAUAAUGUUACUGAGCAAAUUUGGGUAAUUUAUCAUGAAAAUUCAAAAUAAAUAUAAUUUGCAUUAAAUUGCUUAUAAUAUCAAAUAAAAAGUUUUAAUUUAUCAUAAGGAAAUGUUAAAUGUUUCAUACCAUGAUACCUUUAAGAUGUAAUCUUCAAUUUAUACUCUUAAAUCGCUAUUUCGCUUGAGCCUUCAUAUGCUGUGGAUAAAUAUUUUGUUUGAAAUGAAUUACGUUUUCAACAUAUAUUCAUUAAAUACUCAUUUAAAAUAUAGCUUAAUCAUUGUGCAUUAAUUCUCAUAUUGCUUGCUAUUCCUACUGUUAUAAUACUAGACAUCAAGGCUUCACUUAUAUCCUGCGGUUCUAUAUGAAAUAAACAUUAAUCACAACAUUGUACUUCCGUUCAUUUUCUAAAUAUGUGCCACUGUUUAAGUGUAAUGAAUAAAUGUAACAAUUUUGAUUUGUUUAAUGGAAUAUCAUUCUUAAAAGUCAAUAAAAUUACUUAAUAAGA
This is a messenger RNA of Argiope bruennichi, 2372 nucleotides long. It is a transcript of the gene cib, whose product is annotated as thymosin beta-like. The coding region runs from base 173 to 685 and encodes 170 amino acids. Gene Ontology annotation, molecular function: actin monomer binding. The record is from RefSeq and is a predicted model, not a curated record. The transcript is spliced from 6 exons. Gene Ontology annotation, biological process: actin filament organization. NCBI's taxonomy places the organism in Eukaryota, Metazoa, Arthropoda, Arachnida, Araneae, Araneidae. Gene Ontology annotation, cellular component: cytosol.